AUGGCAGAGCCACCAAAGCCGAGCCCAUCCAAGGGACGAACCGAGACGUGGGAGGAACUAUGCAAGGACAUGAAUCUAGCAAAGGCAAAACUUGACAGGGCACUCAAAGAAAAAGAGGAGGCGGAGGCUCACCUUAAAAGAUUCGAAAAAGAGUAUCGCAAAAAAACAGAUGAAGAGAAGAAGGAAUACGGGCGCGUGGUGGAGAUGGCCCGCGCUGCCCACGAAGCGUCUCGAAGAGAGCACGAGGUGCUUUCGAGUGAGAUUGCCAGUUUGGAGAAGAAAAUGAAUGCAUGCGACCACGAAAUAUGCACCGUACCUCUUGAAUCCGAUGAUAUAAGUGACUAG
Messenger RNA from Metarhizium acridum CQMa 102, 345 nucleotides. RefSeq lists its product as uncharacterized. Lineage: Eukaryota; Fungi; Ascomycota; Sordariomycetes; Hypocreales; Clavicipitaceae. The record is from RefSeq and is a predicted model, not a curated record.